Molecule: messenger RNA, 522 nt
Organism: Aedes albopictus (Asian tiger mosquito)
Lineage: Eukaryota; Metazoa; Arthropoda; Insecta; Diptera; Culicidae
Exons: 1
Coding region: 1-522 (173 amino acids)
Source: RefSeq, a predicted model, not a curated record
AUGAGCCCGAAAUCGCCCGAUGAAGUCGAGAGGAUGGCGAAUGUACCUUUUCGCGAACUCGUCGGUGGUUUACAGUUCGUGGCUCAGUGCACCAGACUGGAUAUGGCACUCGCGGUCAAUGCAGUCAGCAGUUACAACAGCAACCCGGGAGAAGCUCACUGGACGGCAGUCAAACGCAUUCUGCGGUACCUGAAAGGACCGAAGGAUAUGAAGUUAGUUUACAGUAGCGAGAGUGAAGAAUCGUUUCACGGAUAUUCGGAUGCAGACUGGGGAAACGAUCCAGAGACCAGACGGUCAGUGACAGCCUACGUUUUCAAGCACUCGGGCGCUGCAGUUGCAUGGAGCUGCAGAAUACAACUCACCGUUGCUCUCUCCACGACGGAAGCAGAGUACAUGGCGAUCGCAGCCGUGGGCCAGGAAGCCCUAUGGUGGCGCUCAUUCCGAGCAGAGCUCAGCGGCCUCACUACCACAGUUGAAAUGCGAUGCAACAACAAAAGUGCAAUGUGUUUAGCCGAAAAAUAA